AGCUUCCUGUGUUCGCCAUUAACAGCACCGUCGGGCUGCACCGGGACCCGCCGUUAACCGAACUGAGCGACGUCAGCUGGGUCUGACCCACCGAGCCGCUGUGUACCGAGGGCAGCAGGAUGGCUGAUGACCUGGACAUCGAGGCGAUGCUGGAGGCUCCGUACAGGAAGGAGGACACCAAGGCCCCCAGCCCCAAUGGACAGGAGGACCGCAACAAGAGAAAGAAGCGCAGCCGCACUCGCAGCCGCGACAGAAAGCGCAGUCGCAGUCGAGACAAGAAAAGGAGUCGCAGCCGUAAACGUAGCCGCAGCCGAGAGCGACGCAGAAGUCGCAGCCGCAGUCGAGAACGCCGCCGCAGCAGAGAGCGAGGAGGGCGCUACAGAGACCACCACAAGUACCGUCGGAGGUCGAAGAGUAAGAGUCCCUUCAAGAAGGAGAAGAGUCCGAUCAGACAGCCGAUAGACAACCUGACUCCGGAGGAACGAGACGCCCGGACGGUGUUCUGUAUGCAGCUGGCAGCCCGGAUACGACCUCGAGACCUCGAGGAGUUCUUCUCUGCUGUUGGGAAGGUUCGGGAUGUGAGGAUGAUCUCAGACAGGAACUCACGCAGGUCGAAGGGUAUCGCCUACAUCGAGUUUGUGGAGGCCAGUUCAGUUCCUCUGGCCAUCGGACUGACGGGGCAAAGGCUGCUGGGAGUUCCCAUCAUUGUUCAGGCAUCACAGGCUGAGAAGAACCGAGCAGCAGCUGCAGCAGCCAACAACCUUCAGAAGGGAACAUCUGGACCGAUGAGGCUGUACGUCGGCUCGCUGCACUUCAACAUCACCGAGGAGAUGCUGAGAGGAAUCUUUGAGCCAUUUGGGCGGAUUGAGAGCAUCCAGCUGAUGAUGGACAGCGAGACCGGACGCUCCAAAGGUUACGGCUUCAUCACGUUUGCAGAUGCCGAAUGUGCCAAGAAAGCUUUGGAGCAGCUGAACGGUUUCGAGCUGGCGGGUCGACCCAUGAAGGUGGGUCAUGUGACGGAGCGGACCGACGCCUCCACGGCCUCGUCCUUCCUCGACAGCGACGAGCUCGAACGCACCGGCAUCGACCUGGGAACCACCGGGAGGCUGCAGCUGAUGGCCCGGCUGGCUGAAGGAACCGGACUGCAGAUCCCUCCUGCUGCUCAGCAGGCCCUGCAGAUGAGUGGAGCCAUCGCCAUAGGAGCCAUGGCUGCUGUGUCAGCUGCCAUGAACCCGGCCCUCAACAUGAACUCUGCUGCUCUGAACCUCCCGUCUCAGCCUCUGGCCACGCACUGCUUCCAGCUGUCCAACAUGUUCAACCCCACCAGUGAGGAGGCAGCCGGCUGGGAGGUGGAGAUCCGACACGACGUCAUCGAGGAGUGCAACAAGCAUGGAGGACUGGUCCACAUCUACGUGGACAAGAAUUCCGCCGAAGGAAACGUCUACGUCAAGUGUCCGUCAAUCCCGGCUGCCAUGGCCGCCGUCAACUCUCUACAUGGAAGAUACUUUGCUGGUAAGAUGAUCACGGCGGCAUACGUCCCACUGCCCACCUAUCACAACCUGUUCCCAGAGUCUGUCACUGCCACACAGCUGCUGGCCCCGCCCCCGAGGCGGUGACUCACCUACAGUCACUGCCCCCUGAUUGGACAGUGGACAUGAGAGCCCGCCCCCUUUUACGUCUUCUCUCCUAUUGGUCAGAUUCACUUCAUGGGUCUGAGAACACCUGCUAGGGACCCUGUUUGUUUGUUUGUUUUCAGUCAGGACACAAACAACUCACUCUCUCGCUAUUGGCUGGAUCCUGGUCACGUUUGUGUGUCCUCGACCAGGUGACCCGCCCAUUUUCUUCCUGUUGUUUGACUCAUCAUCCUGAGUAUCAUCCAAUGAUUGAGCUCUGUGAGCUGCGAGGGGGCGGGACGGUGUCUGCUGAUUGGUCGGUUCGAAGCCGUUUGGUAUUUAACUGUUUUUCUAAAUGAGAUUUGAUUUUGUAAAAUUGUUGAUUAAAUUUUAUUUUGAAGUCA
Messenger RNA from Stegastes partitus (bicolor damselfish), 2017 nucleotides. Its product is annotated as RNA-binding protein 39-like. Gene Ontology annotation, molecular function: RNA binding. Gene Ontology annotation, cellular component: nucleus. The transcript has 15 exons. The record is from RefSeq and is a predicted model, not a curated record. The coding region runs from base 120 to 1616 and encodes 498 amino acids. Lineage: Eukaryota; Metazoa; Chordata; Actinopteri; Pomacentridae. Gene Ontology annotation, biological process: mRNA processing.